This is a messenger RNA of Toxorhynchites rutilus septentrionalis, 2344 nucleotides long. Its product is annotated as amidophosphoribosyltransferase-like. The transcript is spliced from 4 exons. Gene Ontology annotation, biological process: purine nucleobase biosynthetic process; purine nucleotide biosynthetic process. Bases 510 to 2168 code for a protein of 552 amino acids. NCBI's taxonomy places the organism in Eukaryota, Metazoa, Arthropoda, Insecta, Diptera, Culicidae. Gene Ontology annotation, molecular function: amidophosphoribosyltransferase activity. The record is from RefSeq and is a predicted model, not a curated record.
GUGCAUUUUAAAUAUGAUCUCUGUAGCACGUGAGUUUAAAGGAUAUAUCGAUACCUUCGAGUGUUUUCGUGUAGCCCUCGCAAAGAGUUUCUCGUUGUUUUUUUUUGUAUCGACAAUGCAGUGUGUAGGUUUUUCGGGGUGUCAAGUGUGAACAACUAUUUCCAGUUUGAGUGCUUUAGCAGACUGUUGGCAGACGGCGGCAGUUAAAGCCGGUUAGACAACCGUAGUGUAAUGUUGCUGCCAAUGAUCGAUCAACUGACAUAUCGAGGGUAGCCUAGAGAAAAAUGGAGCAAUGUUGUUCGGAAACAACUGCAUGCAAAUUCGCGCGCUUCUCAUUCUGUGCUUCAAUAGUGUGAUAGAUUACUGCUGAUCUUCGCUUCGGGUACUCAGGAAAGAACAGGUCGACAAACCGAAUCGUGGUCAGCUGUACUGUACUUUAUGUAACUGGAAUUACAAACAGUGGAACUUUGAUCACAAAUGUUUCAAUUCCAGAAUUCUUCGGUUUAAGGAUGGAUCCUCCGUCAUCACGCGAUCAGUCGUCACGGGAUGAAGACAGCGUGGAGCGCCUUACCGAUGCGCUUGAAAUGCUCAACCCGGGAGCCUUCACCACACCCCGUUUGGCGGGUGACAUCCCGAAAAAUAGCAAGCGCUUUGGGCGAGGUGUCGUCGAGUCAGGUCUCACCCAUGAAUGUGGAGUAUUUGGAGCGAUCGGGACGGGCGAGUGGCCAACGCAGAUCGACAUUUCCCAGGUGAUCUGUCUGGGAUUGGUUGCCCUGCAGCACAGGGGCCAAGAGUCGGCCGGUAUAGUGACCAGCGAGGGAAAUUGCGCUAAAAAUUUCAACGUUCACAAGGGCAUGGGUAUGAUAAACAAUAUUUUCACCGACGAAUCGAUGAAGAAGCUCAAAGGUAAUUUGGGGAUCGGUCACACGAGGUAUUCGACCUCGGCGGCUUCGGAGGAAGUUAACUGCCAACCGUUUGUCGUGCACACGGCACAUGGAGUCCUAGCGUUGGCUCACAACGGAGAGCUUGUUAACUGCGAGAGUCUGCGAAAGGAUGUUCUCUCGCGAGGCGUGGGUCUGUCGACCCACAGCGACUCGGAACUUAUCACACAGGCACUGUGCCUCAAUCCCCCGGAGGGGGAAGAUAAUGGUCCCGAUUGGCCAGCCCGCAUCAAGCAUCUGAUGCAGUUGGCCCCGCUUUCGUACUCACUAGUGAUCAUGCUCAAAGACAAAAUCUACGGUGUUCGGGAUCCUUAUGGCAACAGACCUCUGUGCAUCGGGAAGAUUGUUCCUUUGACCAUUGGGACUUACACAAAAGAAAAGAUAGACAAACUCGCAGCCGAUGGUUGGGUGAUCUCGAGCGAGAGUUGCGGUUUCCUCUCGAUUGGCGCACGGUACGUUCGCGAAGUACAACCCGGCGAAAUCGUCGAACUGACCCGUGACGGAAUAAAAACAAUUGACGUGGUCGAGUGUCCCGAGCAGCGACGCAACGCAUUCUGCAUUUUCGAGUACGUUUACUUCGCCCGCUCGGACUCGAUCUUCGAGGGUCAAAUGGUGUACUCGGUAAGGCUGCAGUGCGGCCGCCAGCUAGCUCGCGAAGCAGCCAUCGAUGCCGAUAUUGUGAGUUCAGUACCCGAAUCGGGCACCGCUGCAGCCCAUGGUUUUGCUAGAGAGACCGGUCUUCAUUUCGCGGAGGUACUCUGCAAAAAUCGUUACGUCGGUCGUACCUUCAUCCAGCCAUCGACGCGCCUGAGGCAGCUUGGUGUGGCCAAAAAGUUUGGUGCCCUAUCGGAAAACGUCACCGGCAAACGGGUGGUUCUGAUAGACGAUUCCAUCGUUCGGGGCAACACGAUUGGUCCGAUCAUUCGAUUGCUAAGGGACGCGGGAGCGCUAGAGGUACACAUCCGUAUCGCCAGCCCUCCGCUGUUGUAUCCUUGCUAUAUGGGUAUCAACAUCCCAACAAGGGAGGAGCUCAUCGGAAAUAAGCUAAAUCCAGAAGAGUUGGCAAAAUAUGUGGGCGCCGAUAGCUUAGCGUAUCUAAGCGUGGAAGGACUGAAAAAGGCUGUUCAGCUGAAUAUGGAUAAAACCAAUCCGGACAAGGUGGGACACUGCACGGCCUGCUUGACCGGGGACUAUCCGGGCGGGCUGCCGGAUGAACUGGAAUGGUGAGCCUCGGCGUGGCGAUGUGAUUGUGUUAUGGAUGCUUGUUUCUCUGAAUAUCAUGGUUGGGACUAACCAUGGCAUAGAAUGUAUUGCUAGGGUUACGUCGUGCGAAUUUGAGCGACAACAAUAUUUUAUAAUGUUAAUAAAUAUAUAGAUGUUUUAAGAAUCUCCAUACAACUGAA